AUGACUCAGCUCACAAAUUCCUCAAGCACCUCAAGCACCGCUGUAAUUCUACGCGAUAACAGCACCCAGAGUCUGGAGAGCAGCAACAGUAACAUUAACAGCAAUAAAAUAAGCACCGCAGCCACAAGCAGCCCCAUCUACGUCGAGUUCGACCCUCUCGACGAUCUCGACGAGCACGGCCACAGCGACAACCCACUCCACUGGUCCACAGCCCGCAAAAAGCUUAUCCUCAUCGCCACAAUAGGCUUCUGUUUCCUCAUCUCGGGCUGUUCCUCCGCCUUCUCUCAGGGCCAGGCACAGAUGGUGUCUGACCUUGACUCCACGGACCUCCUCGGCGAGCUAGCCCUCGGGAUGUACAUAGUCGGCUACAGCAUCAGUCCGCCCCUCCUCGCCCCACUCUCCGAAGAGCUCGGCCGGAAUGCCAUGUAUCAGAUCAGCUAUACCCUCUAUUUCCUUCUGUUCCUGCCUAUAGCUCUCGCACGCAAUAUGGCCACCGUUGUCGUUUGUCGUUUCCUCCAGGGCGCCUUCGCUUCUGCGGGCACAUCGCUCGUCUCUGGCACCAUCUCGGACGUGAUGGCGGCUGGCCGUGCGAAGGAUACUGUCGUAGCUCUCUUCGCCUUCUCUGCUGUAUUCGCCAUGGGCCUCCUACCUAUACCGUUCGGGUGGCUUAUUGUUUACGACGCGCGCAGCGGAUGGCGUCUGAUCCAGUUCAUACAGAUGGGAAUGGCGGGCGUGUGGGCUGUGUUUCUGUUCGCCGUGCUGCGCGAGACCCGUCCACAUGUUAUUCUCCUCCGCAAAGCUGCCGCGCUCGCCCGCUCCACUCACCUCCCUUACACUAGCAAGAUACAGAAACCUGCGCUGGGGCAGCUGCUUAGAGUGUCGUGUUGCAGACCGCUGGAAAUGCUCGUGCGCGAGCCUAUCAUCACCUUCUUCAGCGCAUGGCUAGCCCUGGCAUGGUCGUUCUACUUCGCCAUCAUUGGCUCCAUCUCGCACGUCUUCGGCACGCUCUACGACAUGAACCAGGGGCAGCUGGCGGCCAUCUACACGAGUCUAGUCGUCGGCGUGAGUGUAUCGCUUCUCUUCAAUUUUUGUGUACAAGAUAAGCUAUAUGCGCGCAAGCUGGACAUCCGCGGACCUGAAGCGCGGCUAUAUGCCGCAAUGCUCAUCGGUCCGCUCCUCCCCAUUGGCUGUUUCAUCUACGGGUGGACAUCCUACUCCUACCUCCCCUUUGUAGCUCCGUGUGUCGGUCUGGCCGUUAUCAGCUGCGCGUUAUUCACCAUCUAUCUCGCAGCUACCCAGUAUGUCAUGGACGCUUACGGUCCCUUCGCUGCUAGUGGCGUGGCUAGUCUCAGUAUCGUUCGCAAUCUAUGCGCUGGUUUCUGGCCUCUCUUCACUAACACUUUCUUCGAUAACGUUGGCUUUCAACUCGCUCCUACUAUCAUCGGAUGUGCUGCCGUCGUUUUCUCGCUGACUAGUUACGUGUUAUUUUUCUUGGGCGCGAGAAUUAGAUCAACUUCCCGCUUCGCUCAACAUCUCGCAUGCUCAGAUGACAACGGCGACGACAAAGACAAGACCCCUUCUCAGCCAACGCAAUCAACGGAAUCAGUCUAA
Molecule: messenger RNA, 1611 nt
Organism: Wallemia ichthyophaga EXF-994
Lineage: Eukaryota; Fungi; Basidiomycota; Wallemiomycetes; Wallemiales; Wallemiaceae
Product: Polyamine transporter 3
Exons: 4
Coding region: 1-1611 (536 amino acids)
Biological process (GO): transmembrane transport
Molecular function (GO): transmembrane transporter activity
Source: RefSeq, a predicted model, not a curated record